AUGUGGCAGCGUCAUCGGCGUUGCUCUUCGCGGGAACUUCGCACGCGAUACUGCAGAGACCAUCAAUACUGGUACGUUCGUCAUUUAUCCGUAGUUUUUACUUUGUUUUCUCGUCUGUGCGCGCGUGUGUGUGUGUGUGCUGAUUCACACGAAUUGAGAAGCGCCUUAACAAUUUCUCUCCUUCUCAAAAUCCAAACCAACUCAUCACCUGUAUUUAAUAUUCUCUCUUUCCUCCCUUCCAACGAUCAUCAACGACAGUCGAUAUUGUUUCUGUUUGUAUUCGCGGCAGAAAGGAUCACCGGGUCCCAGAACAGAGUGCUAACGCAAGAAAUCGUCCGCACGAGGCGACAGAUAAUAUGGUGGGCAGCGUUGGGACUGGCCAUUUUUGGAAUGCUAGGCGAGCUCGUCGUACAGACUUCCUUCAUAGCAUUUAAAACCAAUUCAAAAUGGCACGAAGAGCUCAUGCGAGUGCUCGGUUUUGUGAAACUGCGUUCGGUUUUAGAGUACGUGAUGGAAUUCGUGCCUCUCUUCCUCGUGGCCAUAUCAGCUGCGGGGAAAUUACACUUGAGUCGGGAGCGAGAAUUGGCCUUACUCGGUGGCAUCGACGCGGAGGAAGACGGGGUGGUUUUGGUCGACCCUUUUUUUCUGCGUGAUAGAGCAUUAAUUCGAUGCGCAUUUACCGCUGGUAUUGCUGCAGCGGCAGUACCAUCUAUAACUGGAAUACCUUACUUUCUCUUCGCAGCUAUAUUUCUUACGAGCUGGGGACUUUUGGACAAGCGAAAGCUGGUACGACCGCCGGCGUUUAUUUUGGUUGUAGCGAUGGCAUACGCUUGCGUGCACUUUAUGCUCAUCGUGUGUUAUCAGCUCCCUCAAUUGCACGAUAGUGCAAAUAAAACUUUCGCUUCUUGGAUAGGUUUGUAUAUCAUGGAUGGUAGUGAUGGGCCAGUUAUUCGAGGUAUGCGAUUGUUACAGUUAUUUACAAUCGCAGGUUUCUUUUCUUCCGUGUGCGAAGCAUCCGCGAAUGAAGAUAUCGUGGACGAGGUACAGUAUAAUCAGGAUGGGUCCAUUACCGAAGGCUUGGACGAUAUUGACGAGCCCCUAAUUUCGCACAUGCGAAGUUCUGAUCGAGAAACGAGCGAGGCGACUCUUGAAGAUCCCGGCGUACAAGUUCGGCUCUUGGCAAAGUUUUCCGGGGUCAUCUCUGCAUGUGCGAUCAUACUUUCUGCCAUAACAGCUCCCUCUGCAUUAGCGUUUCCGAUACUGCUCUUCUCUCUGAUGUCCGUGUUAUAUCCGCCCACGCACAGAGAGUUUUCAAAGUUGCUCGCGCCUUCGGCUCUGAUUUACGUCGCAUUGUGGUCCUUCGUCGAAUUCAUUGUGCAAGCGAUUCCAGAAACCGAUAACAACAGUUUCUUCCUCGUUUUAGGACUAUCGAGACAAGAAAAUGAUUGGAUUGGGUCUUUAAGGAUGGGUUCUGUCUUUACCGGGAUGACAAUUUUAGCGUAUUUCAGCCGAUUGGCGAGAGGAACCCCUAACGAAACUGCGUUGCAAGCAGCGGCGAGCAUGCAAGAGGAAUCGCUUCCAUCUUCUUUUGUUUUUGUGAAUGCAGAGUACGAUAACGUCGAUUACGACUUUGAUGAAGAUGGGUUCACGCCUUCAGAGAGCGGAUGGGCUGGUGUUGCAGCCAGUUUCGCUUCGAAGCUCCUCAUCCCGCUCCUUCUUUGGCUCGUGGCAUUAUCCAGGGACGAUAUCAUCCACGCUGGUUUAUUUUGCUUAUUCUUACUUACAAUAGCUAAACCUGGUAAAACGAGCAUUUUGAUAUUUACUUCGAGAAUUAUGGCAAUGCUCAUCGCGUGCAUGUAUUUGUGGUCUCUAGACACCUUACCGGCGCUUCUGGGUAGACGCAGGUUUUCAAAAUUUGAAGAUUUCCUGAAAAUUAUUGGACUUUGGAAUGAAGAUGUUGUUAGAUCGAUGUGGCCAAUGGCGUUAGUGUUGUUUGUAGAUGUAGCUGUGAUUCACAUGCCGGGAAUUAUUCGUGCUUUGUCGCAUUUAUUCCCGGGCGCUGAGGAUGGAGAAAUGGACCCGUCAUCGAAUAAUCCGAGCGCUCCCGCUAAUAUAGAUGAUGAAAGCAGUAUGAACAGUCGUCGUAAAAGGGUACAAGCACUCCCAAAAAUCAAAUUAUUAAUUAGUGCAAUCCUCUCAGAAUUCUGGAUAUCGUCGAAGAGAGUCUUGAAUUUUACUGGAGCGUACUCGGUUUUGAUUAUUGGUUUAUUCACUGUGCUUACGAAUGAAUGCUCGCUUUUGAAUUUAGCCCUUCUUUUAUUUCUCGGAGGAGCGCUCGUAGUACCUUUUGACACAAUUGAAGAUAGAAAUAGAAGAUCCGUGCGGUGGGGCGCAUUGUUCACUUUUGCUUUAGCUAAUUUAGCCGUGAGAUAUGCAUUUGGAGCAUUUCCAUUAGCACGAUGGGUCGGGAUGAAUUCUGAGGCGCAAGACUUCUUGGCAAAUAAUGUUGGAUUAGAACCAAACUUACCCAGAAACAAAUUAAUGACGUCCUUAUUAGGGCCUAGCUUGUUACUAAUCGCUACGCAUUUCCACAGGAUCGGAUUGUUGCGCAAUGAGCCAACGAGUCUAUUAUCGGCGGGACGGGAAAGUGAUCAGCCGAUUCGAUUGGUCAUCGCCGGUACUCAAAAAGGCCGCAUUCCGAUGAUAAAACGCAUAUGUAUUUUACACUGCGAUAAAUUUUUGACGCUAGUUGCUUUAGGGUUCUCCUUUCAGCGUGGAGUUGAUAUCAUUGGGGGCUUGAUGCUUUUUGCUUUGAUGUGUACUUUAUUCUCGCCGAAAUUGGCAAGAACGAGUGAAAUUUUGGGUGCUGUUGCAAUACUUUCGGCCCUUUUGGAAUACACUUACAACAUUGAUUGGAUACACAGAGCGCUCAGCGAUAGUGAAGAUACAAUGUCUUGGAUUGGAGCGCAAUAUUAUCCAUUACGAGAAGUUGAUCCAAUGAAAGAAGAAGCAAUAUGGCCGCGAAACGAAAGAAUGCUACUUUGGCCCGUUUUUGUUUUGGUUGCUGUAGAAUUUUGCCGAAUUUCUAGAAAUUGGCUCGUUAAGUUACCACCAGCCUUGAAAUCAGGUUGUGCACCAGAACUGUGCCAUUUGUUUUGGCCACCGCGGAAUCCAGAGGCGAGAAGUGCAGCUCUGAAGCGAUCCACCAUAACUAAGAGGACCCCUUUUCGAAGGAUGGACUCUAUUCCCGACGACCACGAGCUCGUAUCUGAAGAUGUAAAUUCAGAAGAUGGAACAUCCACUACGACUUAUUCAGAAACUUACUUAUCGGGCGAUAGAUCAGAGUCGUUAAGAGCAAGAGCUAAGCGGCUGUUGUUUCAGAAAGCGAGAACAUCGAUCGACCAGUUGAAUUCUCUCUUCUUCAUUUUACCUGAGUUCGUGGAAGGGGCAUUGGCGUUAUUGAUGCCUGGUCUAGCGUAUGUAGUUUUUGGUACCGUCGGUAUUGCGUCUGGUAAUGUUCUUUCACUCGUUUACUUGGGCUUAAUGCUCCAAAUGAUGGAGAAAGAGCAAGUAUUCACCGCACCGAGCAAUCGAUUGAAAGUAUGGAAAUUAGUAUCCUUCGUCUGUGGCGUAGCGCUAUUCUGGCAGUACAUAGCAUCCAUGGGAGAAUAUCCCAAAGAUAACGGAAAAGACGACUUCUCUGAAAUGCCACAAACCCCUCCAUCUCCAAGUGGUAAUAAUAGCAGCAGCGAUGAUGCUGCUCUCGGAAAAUCUGAGCGCGAGUAUGAAACAGAUGAGUUACUUGUUUGGUUUGGUCUGGUGAAACGCUCUAAAUACAUGUUGCUCGGACAUUUUCUUGCCUUCUUUGUAGCUGCGUGUCAACUCAGAAUGGACUCUGUAUUAGCUUCUAUGGAAGAACGCGCAAGAACUGCUGUCAUUGCGGAAAAUCCAGAUCUUGAAGAACAUCAGAUUACAGAAGCGGCAACUUUGAUGCUUCCAAGAAGAACGCCAACGCAGUUGGCGUUACUUCCGAGACGCCCCGGUGAUCCCACUCUAAAAAUAUUCUCAGCUCUGACGUGGGAAGCAACAUCGAAUUGGACGAUACUAGAUUGGACGAGAUAUUACAUUGUGCGUUACUCUAGAGAGGCUGCUUUUAUCCUCGUCAUCGUAGCUGGCACGUGUAUGAAUGACGUCAUCCACGCCGGGUACCUGAUUCUCUCCGUCAGUAUACUUAAAAAUCGAACGUGGGAUAGAGUAGAUGAGCUGCUCGUUUGGAUGAAAAGAUACAAUUUACUGAUAAUGGGAUCUGUCCUGGCAUAUCAAGCUCCAUUUGAGAGUCUUGUGGGUGUUUGGUUUGCAAAUCGUGAAAACACUCUGUGCUCUUUGUUGCACCUGAUUGGAUUUUAUCGCGUAGAUUCUGUUCUUGGUUUUGACGCCGGACAGCUUGGACCAGAUCUAUUCAUUUUCGCGACCAUGUCCUGUUUGCGAUAUCUUAUCAGUUCUCACGAGUAUGCUGCCGUGUUAGAGAUGGAUCGUCAGGCACGUUCGAGAACUAAAACAGGUGAUAAGGCGGAAACGUGGAAACGGGUAAGAAAGUAUUAUUUACAGUGUCUUAAGGCUAUGCGAGAGCGAGAAGAUAGACAUAAACGCGUCGAAGAGAUUCGCAAUGACAUUCAGAACCUUUCGCUUGAAGUUGUACGUCUAGAAAAUAUGCAGCAAAAGGAUAGAUCGUCAGAAGCCGUUAAACAAAGCAAAGAUGAAGACAACGGUGACGGCGAGGAUGACAGAUCUGUAAAAACACCGAGUAUCUCUGAAUCAAAGCUUCGUCAUCGCAAAGUUGCCGGUGCCAGACCUAAGAUUGAUGACUGGGUUGAAGAACAAGCCAAAACACCGCCUCGAGAAACGCCGUGGGAAGGCAUCGAUAGAUCAUUCGCAGGCUCAGACACUAUUCAAGAUUCUGAGACGUAUGCCGGCGGUGGCGGUGAAAGCGUGGCGAGUGAUGUGAAGGAAGAUGCAAAUAACGAAGAUGAGGAAAAACUCGAAGACUUGGUUGAUGAAUUCAUCAGAGGCGAUAGAAGAUCUGUCUUUGGCUUCAUAGUCGCAGGAAUAAUUGAUAUUUGGCCUUGGGUAAGCGCACCAGAAAGUUCUCUGGUGUACUUUUUCUAUUUUCUCGCAUUCGCGAUGAAUUUUUCUUUAAUUACAGUGGUCUAUCCAACUUCUUUGGUUUGCGCAGCUUUGAUAGCAUCACCGAAACCGGGUCCGAAGUUUUGGAGAUUUAUGCUCCGAUACUCCGAAACUGUCAUCGUAUUGAGCUAUAUUCUAAGCAUUCCAUGCUCGAAAGCGUGCUUUUCGUGGAAGCUUUGCGGCCAGAGCAACAUCAUAGGCGUGCCGGAUUUCUCUCAACCAUUCGUGGUGUCUACUUUACCAUUGUUUUUGGCAUACUUCGCAACGUUACUGCAUUCAUUUGGCCAAGGUGGAGUGUACGAGCUAAAGCCACGUUACGAUACAUGGCUGAGUAGCACAUAUGUGCCUACUGAAGAUGAGAUUGUCGAAAAUUCUGAAAAUAUUUUGGACGAAGCAGUAAUGGAAGAAAUGUCGCCUCGAAGUCGAUAUGGAAUAGGAAGAAGAGGAACGUUACCUGAUUUUGAAAACUUGAGACGUAGCGGAAAUGAUUACAUGUACUCCAGAGACUCAUUCCAAAAUAUCUCGAGAAAUCUGGACACGUUCUUCCAGCGCUUGCUCACGGAUGAAACUGAAUUUGGGCCUUCCUUCUUAUCAAUUUCAAUUUUGGAUACGGAAGAUCAUACCGAGGACGAUUGGACAAAAAUAGGGAACGAUUUGAACUUUGCUCUUUUACAGUUGCAAGACUUCGAGAACGCAAACAACGCUGACUACUACUCGCUCGAUCUCGUCGAGACCGAUGUGAAGGGUACUUUACAUCAAAAAGGGCACCGUACGGCUGUGUUCCAAGUUGUCGCUCCACUGACUAUUUUGACUCCCGCCGCCGAUGCAGCCAAUGGAGUGAAGAAAUUGCAACUCAGGGAAGCAUCGGCUGGUUUACAGGAUAAAGGAGAAAAUGUAAUGCCCGAUUUACCCGGAAUCACUUCCGUGCGGGCAUUUCAUCGCGAACCGGAGAAUUUUUACGGAAUAACUGCCACGGUGGAUAUCAUCGCGGCGUUAUUCGCAUUGUUCUUUUAUCAAUCCAGCAUCGAGGCUGAUCCGCAAGCAUUGAUUGAAACUGUCAGUCAAGGAUUAUUUCCGCAAGAUUAUGUCUUCACGAUGUUCUUUAUUCUGGUCUUAUUACUCGUCGAUGCGGUGAUAUAUCUGAAGAGAGCGAAAGCAGCGAAAGUGUUUUAUCAUUACACCACUUUUGCGUUUUACACCACCGGGCUGCUCAUUUUAUAUCACAAGUCCACGACGUCGAACCAUGAAGCGUUGCGAGUAUUCUUCCUCAUCAAAUGCCUAUCGUUCGCAACGAGCGCUCGGCAGCUACGGUGUGGAUUUCCAGUAGUUGUGAACGAAAGUUUACGAUGGUUAAAAAGGCGCAAUGAGGAGUUUGCCUCGAUUCUGUUUGGAAUUUAUUACUCGAUACCGUUUUUAUACGAGCUCAAAGUUUUGUUAGACUUUGCGUGCACAGCCUCGAGUUUAGAUAUAUUCGAUUGGUUGAAACUCGAAGACAUCAACCGAAGCUUAUUCGAAAUUGAUAUUCGGAAUAAGACGUAUUACAAGCGGUAUCCGUUCGGGAAGCCUCAACCAACGUGGAAAAAAGUAUACUUGGAAGGCGGCGGUCUUUUCGUUCUUUUGUUCGCGGCUUUGGUCGUGCCGUUUUUUGUGUUUUCAACUUCAAAUCCGCAAGUGGGACCAAACCCAGUUUUAGAGACUCGGAUGAACAUCACGUUCGUAUCACCGAGUGGUUCGUCCGCAUUUGAAGUGUUCGCCGGCGGUAAUCGAAGAACCAUUCAAUCCGAGGAGUGGAUGAGCUUGAAUACCGAUUCUGUUACCCCGCCUCCCGUGCGCCACCCGAAUCAAAUUCAGGACGCGUGCUUAUCGCCCGACUCAGAUAAAAUUUGGGCUCUUCCGCCUCCAGCAAUGAAAGACUUUUCGAAUUCUAUCGUUGCUGGGACUGAAAUUCUAACGUAUUGGAAUUUCCGCCGCGCGUUACCUUUGGAUAAUCGAUUAGUAACGGCUGGUGGAAGAUCGGUCGUUUUACAAGAAAGAGAAGCGGAGAAAUUGAGGAAAAUGAUCAGCGGUGAAGAUGAUGAUGCGGUCCUCAUUAAAGGUUUAUAUCCUCGCGUUUGGAGAGUCCUUGGCAAAGGAGAUCCAGUGCUAGAAAUUUCCACCAAUCAAUUCGUCGAUUGCUCGUUUAAAUUGAACGCAUUGAACACUUCUCAACCUUGGUGGAGCGUAGGAUGUGGCGUCAAUGUCAAAUUAAAUUCAGGCGAUAACAUAUUUUGGGAGCAGUGUAAAGAUACCGGUUCGGGACCGGAGAUUAUCUUAAUCUCAAGUGAGGUCGCUACCGGUGCGUUUGCGCAGUUUUCCAAAAUCGUAGGUGGUCUUACCGGCAUGUAUGUUGCGUACAUUUUAGCCAUCGGCACGUUCAUUCGAGGGAUGACUUCAAAUUUAGUCACGAAAAUUCCACACCAAGAUUUGCCGUGUACCAGGCGUUUGACCGCCUUGUGUGAAGAUAUAUACGUCAUGCGUAACGCAGGAGAACACUUAUUGGAAGAGCGUCUGUAUUGGCUCUUGAUUAGAAUCUAUAGAAGUCCUACGGUCUUGUUUGAGUUUACGAGAACGGAAAGAGGCGACGCGGAACCAGAAAGACCGCAAAGACGAUUCAUCGAGCAUUAG
This is a messenger RNA of Bathycoccus prasinos, 7848 nucleotides long. RefSeq lists its product with no specific name. Bases 1 to 7848 code for a protein of 2615 amino acids. Gene Ontology annotation, biological process: regulation of membrane potential; cellular response to mechanical stimulus; detection of mechanical stimulus. The transcript has a single exon. Lineage: Eukaryota; Viridiplantae; Chlorophyta; Mamiellophyceae; Mamiellales; Bathycoccaceae. Gene Ontology annotation, cellular component: membrane. Gene Ontology annotation, molecular function: monoatomic cation channel activity; mechanosensitive monoatomic ion channel activity. The record is from RefSeq and is a predicted model, not a curated record.